Messenger RNA from Drosophila suzukii, 6410 nucleotides. RefSeq names its product NFE2 like bZIP transcription factor cap-n-collar (gene cnc). Gene Ontology annotation, cellular component: nucleus. Gene Ontology annotation, molecular function: DNA-binding transcription factor activity, RNA polymerase II-specific; RNA polymerase II cis-regulatory region sequence-specific DNA binding. The record is from RefSeq and is a predicted model, not a curated record. Gene Ontology annotation, biological process: regulation of transcription by RNA polymerase II. NCBI's taxonomy places the organism in Eukaryota, Metazoa, Arthropoda, Insecta, Diptera, Drosophilidae.
GCUUUGGGCUGUGGUGAAUUUCCAUACCUUAGACUUAUCCGGUGUGACCACGAAAAUACUGCGAAAGCACAGACUUCGCUGAACAGACGUUUCUGUUUGGGAGCAAAAAAUCGCGAGCGAUAUCGACGGCGGAGAAAUUGCCAAAAGUUGACAAACAAACACGUUUUAAGCCACCACCAAUUAAAAGUAAAAAUCGGAGAAAGAAAGUGAAACAUAAACAAAUAAGGGGCUGCAAGAAAGUGAAACGGUAAACAAUAAACCAUCAUUCACCAUUGUGUGUGCAGCGAAGAAGAAACAGCUGUGGAGAAAAGAAGAUCAAGCAACAACAACAAGGAGAACAUUUACUGCGCCGCAGCUUUUUUACCGUUGUAGUCGGCUCUCAUCAUCCAAAAAAAAUUUGAGAAAGAACACGAGGACAGUCAUCAAUUAAAAGCGAAGAGCAUUGGAAAAUCGGGGAAAGGCGGUGGAAAUUGCGAAUUUUCAGUUGGUUUUGCGCAGAUUUCGGAACGCAGAGGAGGCCGGAAGGAAGGCGGGGCAAGGCGACGUCAUUGAACGCAUAGAUCCCGGACGACGCAGCCGUAGAGCUGUUGUCCGGGACGGAGAACACCAACAACAGCAGCUGCAGAGGAGGAGGAGGCGGGCGGGGGAACAAAUACGGUCUACGGACUUCAGAAGACACCCACGCACCCAUUCUCUCAUAGACUGCGACCUCUUCGGGCAACAACAAUGAUCUCAAACAAAAAAUCGUACGCCAUGAAAAUGCUGCAGCUGGCUUUGGCCUUGAGUCUGCUGCAGUACAAUCCGGAUUACCUGCUCCAUCGCUGGGAUUCGCAGCUGGAACUGGGCACCCAUGGCGAUGGAUGGGAGCUGGAGAUGCUACGCUCGGUCCAUCGACUGGAUAUGGAUCAAAACCCGUAUGGAAAUCGAAAGGGACUGAGUCCCCGGAUCGAGGACCUUCUGAACUUCGAUGAUGACCCUGCUUUAGGAGGCGUGGGAAACGGAAUGGGGGAAUACAAGUUUCCCCCCAGUUUCAAUGGCAGCACCUUUGUGAUGAAUCUGCACAACACCACCGGGAAUAGUAGUGUCCAGACGGCAGCUCUGCAGGAUGUGCAGAGUAAUAGUGCUGGAGCCACUGCCAGUUCGGUGGUGGUUGGUACAGGUGGUGCCCCCACGUCCGGUGGUCCAACUGGUGGCUCUGGAUUGGGAGAGAUUCACAUUGAUACCGCCUCGUUGGCAGCUGGAAAUACGAACCAUACGUUGCUGCAUCCAACCCCAGAAAUGGACAUCUUUCUGUCGCCACAUUUGCUGCCGGAUCAGCGUUCCAUUUGGGAGCAGAAUCUAGCGGAUCUCCAUGACUACAAUGAUUUGAAUCUGCAGGCCAGUCCCUAUGCAAAUCUACCUCUUAAGGAUGGCCAGCAACAGCCACCGAAUAGUUCGCAUUUGGAUCUCAGUUUGGCCGCACUCCUCCAUGGCUUCACCGGCGGCAGUGCCACGCCCCUGAGCGAUGCCGCCCUCAACGACAGCACCCCACAUCCCAGGAACCUGGGCAGUGUCACGAAUAACUCGGCCGGAAGGAGUGAUGAGGAUGGCGAGGAGAGCCUGUAUCUGGGUCGACUGUUUGGACACGAAGAGGAAGAGGAUUACGAGGGCGAGUUGACUGGCGGAGUGGCCAAUGCCUGCGAGGUGGAGGGUCUGACCACCGACGAGCCCUUCGGCAGUGCCACCUUUGCUAACGAGGUGGAAAUCGGAGAUGACGAGGAGGAGAGUGAGAUCGCUGAGGUGCUGUACAAGCAGGAUGUGGAUUUGGGCUUCAGUUUGGACCAGGAGGCGAUCAUCAAUGCCUCCUAUGCCAGCGGAAAUAGUGGAGCUUCUACCGCCAAGUCGAAGCUGGAGGAUGAGGCCAAGUCCUCGGAUCCCUCGAUGUCGGAGUCCAGCGGUUCCAAGGACUCCAAUGUGAACGCCGAUAACGAGGCUACUGGCGCCUCUGCCGACGAUAUUGAGAAGUUGAAAGCUCUGGAGGAGCUUCAGCAAGAUAAGGACAAGGACAAUGAGAACCCCCUUGAGGACAUUACCAAUGAAUGGAACGGAAUACCCUUUACCAUCGAUAACGAAACUGGUGAAUACAUACGCUUGCCCCUGGAUGAGUUGUUAAACGACGUACUCAAGCUCUCUGAAUUUUCGAACCUCGAAGACGAGUUAUCCAACGAUCCGGUGGCCUCCACUUCGCAGGCAGCUGCUGCUUUGAACGAGAACCAAGCUCAAAGGAUUGUAUCGGAAACCGGUGAGGAAUACCUUGGCGAAGGAGUUCCUAACAAGCAACGUAGACUCGGCGCGGAGAACAAGGAAACCGAUCCGGAGAAGGCUGACGGAGAUAGCUUCUCGGUGUGCGACUUCGAGGACCUGCAGAAUUCCGUGGGCUCGCCCCUGUUUGACUUAGAUGAGGACGCCAAGAAGGAGUUAGACGAGAUGUUGCAAUCCACGGCUCCGCCCUACCACCACCCCCAUCCGCACCACGGCCAUCCCCAUGCCCAUCCGCAUAGCCACCACCAUGCGUCGAUGCACCACGCUCAUGCCCACCAUGCUGCUGCUGCAGCUGCCGCCCACCAGCGGGCGGUGCAGCAGGCCAACUAUGGUGGUGGAGUCGGCGUGGGCGUCGGCGUCGGAGUGGGCGUGGGCAGCGGCACGGGCAGCGCCUUCCAGAGGCAGCCAGCUGCCGGCGGAUUCCAUCAUGGCCAUCACCAGGGCCGCAUGCCGCGUCUGAAUCGCAGCGUUUCGAUGGAGCGUCUUCAGGACUUUGCCACCUACUUCAGUCCCAUUCCGAGCAUGGUGGGUGGGGUAUCCGAUAUGUCGCCCUAUCCGCACCACUAUCCGGGCUACUCCUAUCAGGCGACUCCCUCGAACGGAGCACCGGGAACUCCCGGCCAGCAUGGUCAGUACGGAAGUGGCGCCACGGCUCCCUUGCAGCCACCACCACCGCCGCCACCGCACCACGCGGCCAUGUUGCACCACCCGAAUGCCGCCUUGGGCGACAUCUGCCCCACUGGCCAGCCCCACUAUGGACACAACCUGGGCUCGGCUGUCACCUCGAGCAUGCAUCUGACCAAUUCCAGCCAUGAGGCCGAUGGAGCAGCCGCUGCUGCCGCCGCCUAUAAGGUGGAGCACGAUCUGAUGUACUACGGGAACACCUCUUCGGACAUUAACCAGACGGAUGGCUUUAUCAACUCCAUUUUUACCGACGAGGAUCUGCACUUGAUGGACAUGAAUGAGAGCUUCUGUCGCAUGGUGGACAACAGCACCAGCAACAACUCCUCGGUCCUGGGCUUGCCCAGCAGUGGACAUGUUAGCAACGGCUCUGGCAGCUCGGCUCAACUGGGAGCGGGAAAUCCGCACGGCAACCAAGCCAACGGAGCUGCUGGCGGCGUGGGCCCAAUGAGCGGCUCGGCUGUGGGCACUGGAGCAGCGGGCAUGACCGCCGAUCUUCUGGCCAGCGGCGGUGCAGGAGCACAAGGCGGUGCGGAUCGCUUGGACGCGUCCAGCGACAGUGCUGUCAGUUCGAUGGGUUCGGAGCGAGUGCCGUCCCUCUCCGACGGCGAGUGGGGUGAGGGCAGCGACUCCGCCCAGGACUAUCAUCAGGGCAAGUACGGUGGCCCCUACGACUUUAGCUACAACAACAAUUCGCGGCUGAGCACAGCCACCCGUCAGCCGCCGGUGGCGCAGAAGAAGCAUCAGCUAUACGGCAAGAGGGAUCCCCAUAAGCAGACCCCAUCGGCUCUGCCGCCCACAGCUCCACCAGCAGCUGCUACUGCAGUCCAAUCACAGAGCAUUAAGUACGAGUACGAUGCUGGCUACGCCUCGUCGGGCAUGGCCAGCGGUGGCAUCAGUGAGCCAGGAGCGAUGGGACCCGCUCUGACCAAGGACUACCAUCAUCACCAGGCCUACGGCAUGGGAGCCAGCGGAAGCACCUAUUCCGGGGACUAUACAGUACGACCAUCGCCCAGGACUUCACAGGAUUUGGUGCAACUAAAUCAUACCUACUCGCUACCCCAGGGAAGUGGCUCCCUGCCCAGACCCCAGGCUCGCGAUAAGAAGCCUCUGGUGGCCACUAAGACAACUUCGAAGGGAUCGAGUGCCGGCAGCAACAGCAGUGCCGGUGGAAGUAGCAGCAGCUUGGAGGACGAGCAUCUGACACGCGAUGAGAAGCGUGCCCGAUCCCUGAACAUCCCCAUUUCCGUGCAGGACAUUAUCAAUCUGCCCAUGGACGAGUUCAAUGAGCGAUUGUCCAAGUACGACCUAAGCGAGAACCAGUUGUCGCUGAUCCGCGACAUUCGUCGUCGUGGAAAGAACAAGGUGGCUGCCCAGAACUGCCGUAAGCGCAAGCUAGACCAGAUCCUGACCCUUGAGGACGAGGUGAAUGCGGUGGUCAAGCGUAAGACGCAGCUCAAUCAGGACCGCGAUCAUUUGGAGAGCGAGCGCAAGCGUAUCUCGAACAAGUUCGCCAUGCUGCAUCGUCAUGUCUUCCAGUAUCUACGGGAUCCCGAAGGAAAUCCCUGCUCACCGGCGGACUACAGUCUGCAGCAGGCUACCGAUGGCUCCGUUUAUUUGCUGCCCCGGGAGAAGUCCGAGGGCAACAGCACGGCCACGGCUGCUUCGAAUGCAGUUUCGUCGGCUGGCGGCGGAAGUCUGAAUGGCCAUGUGCCCACCCAGGCGCCCAUGCAUGGCCAUCACAGCCAGCACGGAAUGCAGGCGCAACAUGUGGGCAGCGGCAUGUCGCAGCAGCAGCAACAGCAGUCGAGGCUGCCGCCUCACCUGCAACAGCAGCAGCAGCAGCAUCAUCUGCAAUCGCAGCAACAGCAACCGGGAGGUCAGCAGCAGCAGCAGCAUCGCAAGGAAUGAAAGUACCUGUUGCGAAUUGCCGCAACUAAGAGUUGGUUCACUAGCUUCCAGAGCGAGCAGCAGCAUCGAUCCGAGCAGCAGCAACAGCAGCAGCAGCAACAGUUCGAUUACCGCUACGACAUGUUGAACAAUAGUUACCUGUACUACUGAGCGGCGACUUGGUUAUUUUUUUCCUGAACUAGCUGCCACGUGUUGCUGGCAACAUUUGAUGCACCUGCUGCUGUCGGCCCAUUGGAGCUGUCCCCUCAUUCAUCGCAUCAAUCCUCCCAUUUAUGGUUUACUCAUUUAGUCAGCAUGAUUGUUAUUUAUUUUUUAAUUAAUUAAUUAUUUGAACUCGUCCAGAGUUCGUCUUGCAAGUUGUUACCCCUUCCGGAGAUCGCAUGCGAAGCCUUCUACUUAAUUGCAAUUACUAAAACCAAUACUUGUGAUAAAUCAGUUCUUCAACUAUGAAUUCUUGGCGCCCGCAGAACGCAAGCUGACAGACAGAUGCACAGAAAGAAAAAGAACCGAAACAAAUCAACUAUGCUUGAAUUGAAUUUGUAAAUCAGUAAUCCGCUGACAUUCACAUUCACAAAUCCACUCAUCCGUUACUCAUCAUCGCGUCGUCCAACAAUAUUUGAUGGUGAAACCGUUUACAUCUCUAUAAAAGUAGCUUGUAAAAUAAGAUGGAAGGAGAGAAAUUGUAUAAAAUAGAUGAUAGGCACAAAAACACACACAAAAUGAUUGUAAAGGUUGGAAAAUAUUGCUGGACAUUUCAUGAAUUACGCCCGUAAGACACUUAGUAGUAAGCUAUCAUCUAGUGAGAGAUCUACCCCAGCGGUACAUAACUGUAAAUCGUUCUAAAUUCAUAAGGCAUUUAUCAAAAUCCCAUACACAAAAGUAACACAAAUUAGCGUAUCACUUCGAGCUAGCACUUAGGAUCUGUAAAUACAUAAUUUAAACUUAGCUAACAUUAAAUAACCAACCAGCGCUAGGCUACAGCAACUAAGAGUGUGCUAACACACCUCAAAGAAACUAAAGAAAAAACUAAAAAAAAAAAAGAAAGAAACGGAAACAAAAUCUAAACAAAAAGAAUUGCCCUUGCUAGGGCGGCCCUUUAACAGUCCUGGUAACGGUCUAGUAGAUAAGCGAUUAAGAGAUAUUAAUAUUUAAUAUUCUUAAACAUGUCCUACAGCAUAAAGAGUUUAACUUUAAACUAAGCUACAGCUAUGCGUAAUGAUAAUGCAGAUACAGAUACGAUAUCAACUUAAACAGAUCCGAUACGAAAACGAAACAUAAAUCUAUUGUUAAUAUAGGCAUAUGUAUUUUAAUUGUUGUAAUGAAUUUCGCGCACCAUUGAAAGUCGAUUGUUGCAAGUCGAAAAAGAGAACUACGAAAUUCAAUAAAAAGGCGCAACUUCAAUAAAAGAAAUUAUUUGUUGUAAAUUGAAAUUGAACUAAUUACCUACUAUUGUACUACUACGCCUACGGACAUAUAAAAUAAAUUAAAAGAACCCCUUCGCAUAUUCUAUUAACAUA